Plasmodium malariae is the source of this 351-nucleotide messenger RNA. RefSeq names its product small nuclear ribonucleoprotein Sm D3, putative. Gene Ontology annotation, cellular component: SMN-Sm protein complex; commitment complex; pICln-Sm protein complex. The transcript has 3 exons. The coding region runs from base 1 to 351 and encodes 116 amino acids. Gene Ontology annotation, molecular function: RNA binding. Gene Ontology annotation, biological process: spliceosomal snRNP assembly; RNA processing. NCBI's taxonomy places the organism in Eukaryota, Apicomplexa, Aconoidasida, Haemosporida, Plasmodiidae. The record is from RefSeq and is a predicted model, not a curated record.
AUGUCAGUUGGAAUACCAAUAAAGCUGCUACAUGAAGGAAUAGGUCAUACCGUUUCUGUUGAAACGAAAUCAGGAAUCCUAUACAGAGGAACAUUACUAUUUGCUGAAGAUAAUAUGAACUGCUUGCUCGAGAAUGUAUCAGUAGUUAAAAAGGACGGAAAGCAAAUCUUGUUAGAGCAAGUGUACAUACGAGGUGGCAGUGUAUCGUUUAUGAUUUUUCCUGAUAUGCUUAGAUAUGCCCCCAUAUUUAAAAUAAAUAAAUCUAAAACCAAAACAAACUUUGCAACUAUUAGAAGGGCAAUGGAAGUUCACGCAAGAAUAUCUUCAAAAAAUAAAGAUGUAAAAGCAUAA